Gracilinanus agilis (Agile Gracile Mouse Opossum) is the source of this 1110-nucleotide messenger RNA. RefSeq names its product neuropeptide Y receptor type 6-like. The coding region runs from base 1 to 1110 and encodes 369 amino acids. The transcript has a single exon. NCBI's taxonomy places the organism in Eukaryota, Metazoa, Chordata, Mammalia, Didelphimorphia, Didelphidae. The record is from RefSeq and is a predicted model, not a curated record. Gene Ontology annotation, molecular function: neuropeptide Y receptor activity; neuropeptide binding. Gene Ontology annotation, biological process: G protein-coupled receptor signaling pathway. Gene Ontology annotation, cellular component: neuron projection; plasma membrane.
AUGAAUUAUUCUGAGAAUUCUCUAAACCACAUGGUUUCUAACCAAACCACAGCAAAGACCAACGCCUCUAUGUUUUUCUACUUGGAAUCCUGUCCACUGCCUUCUCUAGCCUUAUUAAUUGUAGUCAUUGCUUAUGUCAUAGUCAUAAUUGUCGGCCUUUUUGGAAACCUCUCACUCAUCAUCAUCAUCAUCAAAAAGCAGAGAAAGGAUAAAAAUGUCACUAACCUCCUAAUUGCCAACCUCUCCCUGUCUGAUAUCCUGAUGUGUGUCAUGUGUAUCCCUUUUACAGUCAUCUAUACUCUGAUGGAUUACUGGAUAUUUGGAGACACCAUGUGUAAACUGACUUCCUAUGCACAGAGUGUUUCCAUCACUGUUUCCAUAUUUUCAUUGGUCUUAAUUGCUAUUGAAAGGUACCAGCUAAUUGUAAACCCCCGUGGCUGGAAACCCAACAUAUCUCAUGCUUAUUGGGGCAUCAUGAUGAUUUGGCUGUUUUCUCUCCUGCUGUCAGUUCCCUUCUUCCUAUUUUACCACUUUACUAAUGAGCCUUUCCUCAACCUCUCCCUCCCCCAUGACCUCUACGCUGACCAGAAGGCCUGCGUGGAGGACUGGCCCUCUAAAGGACACCAGCUCCUCUUCAUCACCUCCAUGCUCAUGCUCCAGUACUUCCUUCUCCUGGGAUUCAUCUUUGUCUGCUAUGUGAGGAUCCUGAUAUGCCUGCAUAGGAGGAAUGGGAAGGUGGAAAGGUCCAGAGAGAGUGAAAGAAAGAGGAUAAACAUUGUGCUGAUCUCCAUUGUGGUGACCUUUGGAGCUUGCUGGCUACCCCUCAACCUCUUCAAUGCUAUCUUUGAUUGGUACCAUGAAGCCCUGAUGAACUGCCACCACGACCUAGUAUUUGUGUUCUGUCACCUGGCUGCCAUGACCUCCGCAUGUGUCAACCCUCUUUUUUAUGGCUUCCUCAAUAAUAAUUUCCAGAAGGAUUUCAUGGUGCUCAUCUGCCAUUGCCAGUGCUUGGCACCUCAAAGGAAAUAUGAAAACAUUGCUAUUUCUACCAUGCACACAGAUGAAUCUAAAGGGUUCUCAAAAUUAGCCCCUAUCCCAGCAGCAAUCUAA